UGGCGAACGUAUGAACGGCAUUUAAGCUGGAUAGGACCAGCCCUCAAGAAGAGAAGCGAAGGAUUGUUCUCUUCGAUGGAGAUAUCGCUUUGGGUUGGGUUGAAGUGGUACUACCGGUAUCAAUUAUAGUAGCUACCUGUACUCGCUGCCUGUCCGAAUAAAAAUAGCUCCCAGCGGAAACAUAAAGCUCGGUUGCUGCCGGUCUGAACUCUUGCUAGCUACUAGGAGCCAUAUUGCAGUCAUGACAUUGUUUUAGAAUAGUAGUCAGAGCUCAGUCAGUUUGUUAGUUAGGCUGGCAGGAACAACGGUUCGAUGCGGGCGCUGGGUGUACAUGUAUUAUCAAGGCGGAGGAACCCCAAUCCCGAGUCACACUUCAAGCAGCUAGCUCCGUACCACACACUGGAUCCAGACCAGCAGAGUCCAAGUUGGACCCCAGUAGAACAUCCCUGUAGCUUGAAGUCAUCACUAAAACCUUCAACCAUUGUGGUACCAGGUAGUAUCGGAGGGUACUAGUACAACAUUGCUCUCCUUGGAGGCUUGCAGUUGAACAUCCGUUGCGUUCUCUUACCGGUAGCAGCGGAGUCGAGUCACCUUCGAUCUCACAGGUUUCACUCUUGAUCUUGAUCUUGACUUGUUGGGUCCACUGGCAAUCAGCCAUGCCAUGCCUCGUCGUCUUUUCAUCUCAUACUCACGCAAACAAAGCAAUCCAUAGAAAAAGGUAGAGCUUAAAAUCAUCAUCACAAUGAACAUCACGGCUUACCCCAUCGAUCAGAGCGUCAACGAUGCAGCUAUGGUUCUGCUCGGGCUUAACCACAAGACGUCCUCAGAUGCACAAAGGCUCGAGCUAACCAGGGCGACGGCGCGUUCUGAAGCCUCUCUCCUUACGAAGAGGCAGUGCAGCACGACUUACCUCCUUCGUAAGCGUCCGCUUCUUCAUGAUACUACGUUGGAACAACAGCCGACAAAGAGAAUGCGUCCAAUGAAGCGUUCUGCCAGGUUUGGGGACGACCCAUCCGUUGCACCGUCUGUUCAGCUUCACGUCUUCGAGUCAGUAGACCACGAGAAUGCUAAUCUUAUUUGGUGGACUCGGGACGAGAUCCGCCACAUUCACAGACGAGAGAGGGCCAUGAUUGGAGUCUUGUCACAGUGCUGCGGGUUCUAUGUGGAACAACUGGCCUGUCUGACGAGGGUGUCAUUCGAAGACACAGUUGACUUAUCCAAGGAAACCAGCUACGCUUGGGUUGCCGACAGCCCAGGCCGUGGUUUGGAGACGCAGGUCGCUGCCGUCCUCACAGGUAGCACCGACAAGGCAAGGAUUGUGACCAGAAAGGUGUGGAGGCCCACAAGCUGUUGCAGAAGCAUCUCAGCGGAGGAGGACAAGCCAUUGCUGCACAAGAACAAGCCAGUGACAUUCUCAGGGCUCGGUACGAGGACUUAUCUCUGCGGAGCAAGAGAUGGGCUCAGCUACUGGCAGCAGGAGACGCUCUAGUGGCCAGGCUCGACGACGGAGGCAUCAAUCUGAGGGGUGGAAGCAGAAAGGCUAGACCCAAUCAAGUCGUCAGUCAUUCCACUCCCGCUGCUCCAAUUGUUUGAUAUGAAAGCUUUACUAGUAAUUAAAGAUACCGGUAAUGUUUGAUAGACGCAAGUGCACAAGCUUGUAG
Molecule: messenger RNA, 1661 nt
Organism: Seminavis robusta
Lineage: Eukaryota; Bacillariophyta; Bacillariophyceae; Naviculales; Naviculaceae
Source: the annotation of a GenBank genome assembly